AUGUCCUCAACCCCCUCCCUGCAGACACUCCGAGAGGGGGCCACCUGUUCUGCCUGCACAGGGCCCCUGAAGGAUGCAGUGACUGCCACCUGUGGACACACCUUCUGCCGGCCCUGCCUCCCUGUGCCCUUCCAGAUGGGGGCCCACCCCUCCAGCAGGGUUCUGCUCUGCCCCUUCUGCCAGCAGAAGGAGCAGCCAGAGAACCUCAUGGUCCCUUUGCCCCUGGGCCCUCUGGGAGAAACCUACUGUGAGGAGCAUGGCGAGAAGAUUUAUUUCUUCUGUGAGAACGAUGCGGAGUUCCUCUGUGUGUUCUGCAGGGAGGGUCCCUCCCACCAGGCCCACUCUGUGGGGCUCCUUGACGAGGCCAUUCAACCCUACCGGGAACGUCUCAGGAGUCGGUUGGAAGCUCUGAGCAUGGAGAGAGAUGAGAUUGAAGACAUAAAGUGUCGGGAAGACCAGAAGCUCCAAGUGCUUCUGACUCAGAUAGAAACCAAGAAGCAUCAGGUGGAAGCGGCUUUUGAGAAGCUGCAGCAGGAGCUGGGGGAACAGCAGCGACUCCUGUUGGCCGGGCUGAGGGAGCUGGAGCGGCAGAUCUGGAAGGAGCGGGAUGAGUACAUCGCAAAGGUCUCAGAGGAGGUGGCCCGGCUUGGAGGUCACAUCAAGGAGCUGGAGGAAAAGUGUCAGCAGCCAGCAAGUGAGCUGCUGAAAGAUGUCAGAGUCAACCACAGCAGGUGUGAGAUGAAGACUUUUGUGAGUCCAGAGGCCAUUUCUCCUGACCUUGUCAACAAGAUUCGCAAUCUCCACAGAAAAAUACUCCCUCUCCCAGGGAUGAUAAGAAAGUUCUCAGAAAACUUGGUGCUUCAUCUGGAAACAGAUUCAGGGGGCGUCACCCUGGACCCUCAGACCGCCAGCCGGAGUCUGGUCCUCUCAGAGGACAGGAAGUCAGUGAGGUACACCCGGCAGAAGCAGAACCUGCCCGACAGCCCUCUGCGCUUCGAGGGGCUCCCAGUGGCGCUUGGUUCCCCGGGCUUCUCCUCGGGCCGCCACUGCUGGCAGGUGGAUGUGCAGCUGGCGGACGGCGGCGGCUGCAUGGUGGGGGUGGCCCGGGAGACGGUGAGGAGGAAGGGGAACAUGGGCCUGAGCGCCGAGGAGGGCGUCUGGGCCGUGAUCCUCUCACACCAGCAGUGCUGGGCCAGCACCUACCCGGGCACCGACCUGCCGCUGGGCGAGAUCCCGCGCCGCGUGGGUGUCUCCCUGGACUAUGAGGCGGGCCGGGUGACGCUCCACAAUGCCGAGACGCGGGCUCCCAUCUUCACCUUCGCCGCCUCUUUCUCAGGCAAAGUCUUUCCUUUAUUUGCCGUCUGGAAAAAAGGCUCCUGCCUUACUUUGAAAGGGUCCAAGGAGUGGUGUAGCGAAGAAAGCAGCGCCCUGGGAUCCAGCUCUGGCCCUGUCCAGCCGCGUGACUUUGGGAGCCUCCUUGUCCCCAAGUGA
Messenger RNA from Loxodonta africana (African savanna elephant), 1491 nucleotides. RefSeq names its product tripartite motif containing 15 (gene TRIM15). Gene Ontology annotation, cellular component: cytoplasm. The transcript is spliced from 7 exons. NCBI's taxonomy places the organism in Eukaryota, Metazoa, Chordata, Mammalia, Proboscidea, Elephantidae. Gene Ontology annotation, molecular function: protein binding; zinc ion binding; ubiquitin protein ligase activity. Gene Ontology annotation, biological process: protein ubiquitination. The coding region runs from base 1 to 1491 and encodes 496 amino acids. The record is from RefSeq and is a predicted model, not a curated record.